This is a messenger RNA of Anisakis simplex (herring worm), 370 nucleotides long. NCBI's taxonomy places the organism in Eukaryota, Metazoa, Nematoda, Chromadorea, Rhabditida, Anisakidae. The record is from the annotation of a GenBank genome assembly.
AGAGUAUCAUUUGGUGUUUUUGAAUGGUGCAAUAAUCGGAAUAACGAUCGAUCCGCAGCGAAUUGUGUCGACAAUACGUGCGGUCAGACGCAACGGUAUAAUAUCGGAGUUUGUGUCAGUCUCAACAAGUGCUCAGCAACGGUCGGUUUAUAUCGCAAGUGAUGGCGGUCGUUUAUGCCGGCCGUAUAUCAUUGUCAAACGACGUAAACCAGCCGUAACACAGUAUCAUAUCGAUGAGCUGAAAAAAGGGCAUCGUUUAUUCGAAGAUUUUGUGGAUGAAGGUUUGAUAGAAUAUUUGGAUGUGAACGAGAUGAACGACGCAUCGAUCGCGGUUUACGAGAAUCAAAUUAAAGAUGAUACAACACAUUUG